AUGCCUUAGAUAAACACAUAACUAUUGUUCCAGGCCAGCCCGCUGCAUGAUGAGCAACGCUCCGGACGUCUACCAACCAUGUAACUGAACCAAUAGCGUUCGAGGAAGCGCCCUCGGCUUCCCCCCUCCACCAAAGAGGAUGUGCUGACCUUGAGGCUCGCUCCUGCUGCCCCUACCGCUCCCCCCACCCGUAUGCCGGCCACGGCGAUGUUCUCCAAAUUCAAGAGCAGCAGCGCCAGCAGUGCCCAAGUGCCCAUUGAGACGAAUCCCAUUGGACAAUUCUUCGAAAUCGGCAAGCAAGUAGCAAGUGCCGGUCCAGAGCUUGUGUGGAGGAUACACGAUGCUUACAGGAAAAGCGAUGGAAGGGAAUGUUCAGUUUUCAUAUUCGAGAAACGUUGCGCUGAGAAACUUCACAAGCCGAAGCGGAAAGAAACGGUGACGGAAAUUCUAAGGGGAAGCGUCAAGCAGCUGGAAAGAUUCAGACACCCCAAGAUACUACAUGUGCUUCAUUCUAUCGAAGAAUGUGCUGAAACUUUGGCCUUCGCUACUGAAGCGGUUUUUGCGAGUCUGGCCAAUAUCCUAGCUUUCCAAGAAGCCCAAGCGCAUGCGCAGAUGAAUCCUGGACAGCCUGGUCAACAAACCGGUCAACAAACUGCUAGACAGCUACCCCCAACGGCGUUUCCUAGAGAAUACAACUUUCUCGACAUGGAGUACAAAUACGGCAUCUUGCAAAUUACUGAGGCGUUGUCGUUUCUUCACUACUCCGGGCACGUGUUGCAUAGGAACGUGUGUCCCGCAAGCGUCUUAGUUACAAAAAGGGGAACAUGGAAACUUGCAGGUCUCGAAUUCACAGAACAUGUCAACGAUGUGGACGGUGUCGAACCGAUCCCAUGUCAGCCCUGGACAUCGAGGCUUUCCAAAAUGGUUCAACCUAAUCUAGACUAUAUGGCUCCUGAAACGCAAACACAGUCGGUAUGCAGCCUACUCAGCGACAUGUUCUCCUUGGGAAUGGUUAUAUGCGCCAUCUUCAAUAAAGGCAAACCUCUGAUUCAAGCUAACAAUUCUAGCUCGGCGUAUGUCAAACAACUCGAACUGGUAAGUAGAAUUAUUUGA
Molecule: messenger RNA, 1113 nt
Organism: Acanthoscelides obtectus
Lineage: Eukaryota; Metazoa; Arthropoda; Insecta; Coleoptera; Chrysomelidae
Source: the annotation of a GenBank genome assembly